Messenger RNA from Dentiscutata heterogama, 125 nucleotides. The record is from the annotation of a GenBank genome assembly. NCBI's taxonomy places the organism in Eukaryota, Fungi, Glomeromycota, Glomeromycetes, Diversisporales, Gigasporaceae.
AAAAUUAUUUGAAAAACGGCUUGAAAAUAAUAUUAAAGCUGAUAUGGAAGCAUUAUUAACAGCAACUCCAGAAAAUGUUGAAAUAAUUUUUAAUAAAUUAUUAAAUCUUGAUGAUAAACUUACAG